UAAUCCAGUAAAUCGUCAAUUCAAUAAACUUUUUCAAAUAAACCCACAUUAAAGCAGUGAGAAAUAAACAUAGACACAGAUAUUUGUGCAUUAUCAAUGUAAUAUAAAAAAGACUCGCAUAUAACUACAUAUUAGGAACAUAUGCAUAUCUAUGUACUAUAAUAUAUUUGUAUUGGAAUCAAAUCGCAUCAAAUUAGUUUCAAGUGUGGCCAUGCAAAGUGGCCUGAAACGUCGUCGCACGGCUUAAUCGUUUAAUUCGCUCGCGGGGCUGUCCGGCUGUCCCAUAAACACAUACAAAACAAAUCAAUUGAAAAUUGCUGCGAUAAGUAAUUGAUUUUCGUGAUAAAUCGCAUUGGGCGAUAUCGGUUAAUUAGUCUCUGUGCGACUGCUUUUCGAAAUAGGCCGAAGGGAUACCCACACACCUAAAGCAGAGCCCCAAAAUGAAACUCUUUGCCAAUCAAAAUCAGCGCAAUGCAAAGCUGCUGCGACGCGCCGCUCUGGGCAUGACGCUGCUCUUCUUUGGCGCACUCAUACUGCUGACAGAUCCUUUGAAGCGCAUUGUUGAUUGGCAAUUGACCCUGAGUCCCAACACCAUCCUCUUCACACUGUGGAAGUUCCCGCCGAUCGAUGUGUUUAUCAUGGUCUAUAUGUUCAACUACACGAAUGUGGACGAAUUCAUUGCGGGCACCGAUGCCAAGCUGAAAGUAGUGGAGGUCGGCCCAUAUGCCUACCAGGAGGUGCUGUCGAACCACAACAUAACCCUGAACGAGGCCAACAACACCGUCACUUAUACGCCGCGUCGCGAAUACAUCUUCGUGCCGGAGCGUUCGGUGGGUGACCCGAAGGUGGAUCGCAUACGUGCGCCCAACAUUCCCUACAUGGGCGUGUCCACGCAGGCGGCUCGUCUCUCCAUGUUCGCAGCGCUGGGAUUGAGUGCCUUGACCAAGCGUCUGAACUCGAAGCCCAUGCUUGAGAUGAGUGUGCACGAAUAUAUGUGGGGCUAUGAAGAUCAUUUGGUGCACUUGGCCUCCAAGUUUGUGCCGAGUCUCAUCGAUUUCCCUAGCUUUGGCAUCAUGGAGAAGCUCUUUCGCGAGGGUAACGAAAGCAACGUGGUCAACAUGAAUCUGCCGGAGCGUAGGGACAGGAAUGGAAUCAUUUUGCCCGGCUCGCCACGAGGCUACUCACUGAAUAGCAUCAAUGGAGAGCACGGAUUCAAGCAGUGGCAGUACGAAGAGGCUACCAACGGCACUCAGUGUAAUCGGUUCCGGGGUAGUCAUGAUGCGACGCUCUUUCCGCGCGACAUGAACGAGAACGAUACCUUUCUCAUCUAUCGGCGCACCUUCUGUCGUCUGCUGCCCAUGAAGUUCAAUCGCACUCUGAACUUCCGUGGGCUCCAAGGCCACGAGUUUGUGAUGGAGCCGACAGUGUUUGAUAGCGACCUGGACAAUGUGAACUCCUCGUGCUUCUGCAAAAGCAACCAGUGUCUGAAGCGCGGCGUGGGCAGUGUGGCGCCCUGCUAUUACAACAUGCCAUUGGCCAUUACUUAUCCACAUUUCAUGCACGCCGAUCCCAGUUUGUUGGAGCCUUUUGAGGGCCUAAAUCCAGACAAGUCCCGCUUUACUACCACCUUCACGCUGCAGCCGCAACUGGGUGUUCCACUGAACGCGCACGUACGUCUGCAGGCCAACCAGGUGGUGGGCGAGGUGAAGUUCAAUCGAUUGAUGUCUCCGUUCGAGAACAUGGUGCUGCCGCUCCUUUGGGUGGACCUUACAAUUGACAAUUUACCAUGGCCGCUGCGCAUUCUAAUCCACCUGCUUUUCACGAUCUGCCCCGUCUUGCAGUGGGCCAUAGCGCUGGGCAUGCUCGGUGGCGGGCUCUUCCAGCUAAGUACCGCACUACUGCUUUGCUUCUGGCCGCCAGCGCCGCGGAAGGUGGAGCAUAAAAAAGAAUUGACUGCCUCCUUGGCGCUUCCUAUUCUGCCACUUCUCAAGCAACAGCAGACUGAGGCAGUAGAGCCGGAGGAGCAGCACCUACUACAAAACGGCGAUUCCUAUAAGCUCGGACUCGUAUGAGAUUCAGCGACAGUCGUCGGAUGUUGCGAUGUCCUUACCUCAACUCAAAAGACGGGCCACCCAUCCAGGUGGUCCCACUGUGAUAUUAAGAGCUAAGCAGGAGCGUUGGUAUAAAUUACUUUUACUCACUGGAAACAACUUAGGGAACAUUUUAUGCUUACGUAAUAGUUAACGUUAACACGGUACUUCUUAACUAGGCUAACUACAUAAUGUACAGCUGAGUUAAUACGCUACAAUUACAAUCUACAUAUAACAUAAAAUAAAAUACAUGACAUAAUCAA
Molecule: messenger RNA, 2353 nt
Organism: Scaptodrosophila lebanonensis
Lineage: Eukaryota; Metazoa; Arthropoda; Insecta; Diptera; Drosophilidae
Product: scavenger receptor class B member 1
Exons: 7
Coding region: 441-2072 (543 amino acids)
Cellular component (GO): membrane; cytoplasm
Molecular function (GO): scavenger receptor activity
Source: RefSeq, a predicted model, not a curated record